CGGCGGGAGCAGCAGCGGCGGCGGGCUCGGCUUCGGCUUCGCGGCGGUGCCGGCGGCGGCGGCGGCGGCGCAGGCUCCUGCUCAGGGUCUGGCGAGCCUGGGCGUAGGCGGCGGCCCCGCGAGGCCCUUGCACCGCGCCCCGGGUCGGGGCCCUCCCCGCCUCGCCCUGCCCCGGGAGCCUGCCUCGCCGGCCGGGGAUGAGGCCGGGAGGCGGCCGCGCGGGGCCCAGCACAAAGCCUCGUCCCCAGGGGCCGCGGCGGUCGCCGCCAGCCUAGAGCCGCCCGCGGAAGCCGAGCCGGCGCCGGGGCCCUCGUUCCCGCCGGUCCCCAGGGGCGGCUGCUGCCCGUCGCUCCGAGGCUCGGGGCCCGGAGCUCCGAGCCCCUCGCUCCCGCCGCUGCUAGGGGACCGUGCAGCCGCGCAGCCUCGGCCGCUGUCGACUGUGGGGGCCCCGUGGAGCAUGUCGGAGGAGAGCGACAUGGAGAAAGCCAUCAAGGAAACCUCCAUUUUAGAAGAAUACAAUAUCAAUUGGACUCAGAAGCUGGGAGCUGGAAUUAGUGGUCCAGUUAGAGUCUGUGUGAAGAAAUCUACCCAAGAACGGCUUGCACUGAAAAUUCUUCUUGAUCGUCCAAAAGCUAGAAAUGAGGUACGUCUGCACAUGAUGUGUGCCACACACCCCAAUAUAGUUCAGAUUAUUGAAGUGUUUGCUAACAGUGUACAGUUUCCUCAUGAGUCCAGUCCCAGGGCUCGACUCUUAAUUGUAAUGGAGAUGAUGGAAGGGGGCGAGCUAUUUCACAGAAUCAGCCAGCACCGGCACUUUACAGAGAAGCAAGCCAGCCAAGUAACAAAGCAGGCAACUUUGGCCCUACAGCACUGUCACUCGUUAAACGUCGCACACAGAGACCUCAAGCCUGAAAAUCUUCUUUUCAAGGAUAAUUCUUUGGAUGCCCCAGUGAAGUUAUGUGACUUUGGAUUUGCUAAAAUUGACCAAGGUGACUUGAUGACACCCCAGUUCACCCCUUAUUAUGUAGCACCUCAGGUACUGGAGGCACAGAGAAGGCAUCAGAAGGAGAAGUCUGGCAUCAUACCUACCUCGCCAACGCCCUAUACUUACAACAAGAGCUGUGACUUGUGGUCCCUAGGGGUGAUUAUCUACGUGAUGCUGUGCGGAUAUCCCCCUUUUUACUCCAAACACCACAGCCGGACGAUCCCAAAGGAUAUGCGGAGAAAGAUCAUGACAGGCAGUUUUGAGUUUCCAGAGGAAGAGUGGAGCCAGAUCUCGGAGAUGGCCAAAGACGUUGUGAGGAAGCUCCUGAAAGUCAAGCCAGAGGAAAGACUCACCAUCGAGGGAGUUUUGGACCACCCUUGGCUCAACUCCACCGAAGCCCUGGAUAAUGUGCUACCGUCUGCUCAACUGAUGAUGGAUAAGGCGGUGGUGGCGGGAAUCCAGCAGGCUCACGCGGAGCAGUUGGCCAACAUGAGAAUUCAGGACCUGAAAGUCAGCCUCAAACCCCUGCACUCGGUGAACAACCCCAUUCUGAGGAAGAGGAAGCUACUUGGCACCAAGCCAAAGGAUGGUGUUUAUAUCCACGACCAAGAGAAUGGCGCUGAAGAUUCAAAUGUUGCCUUGGAGAAGCUCCGAGAUGUGAUUGCCCAGUGUAUUCUCCCACAGGCUGGUAAAGGAGAGAAUGAAGACGAGAAGUUGAAUGAAGUAAUGCAGGAAGCUUGGAAGUAUAACCGGGAAUGCAAACUCCUAAGAGACAGUCUGCAAAGCUUCAGCUGGAAUGGUCGUGGAUUCACAGAUAAAGUAGAUCGACUAAAACUGGCAGAAAUUGUGAAACAAGUGAUAGAAGAGCAAACCACGUCCCAUGAAUCCCAAUAAUGACAGCUUCAAACUUUGUUUUUUAACAUUUUGAAAAAUUAUUCUUUAAUGUAUAAUGUAAUUUUUAAUGUAAAUUAAUAAAUCAUUAUUUCACUUCCACAUUGCUUAAAGUUGCUAUAUAGAUUUAGAUAUAAGAUUUACUAAUAGUAAUUAUUUGUUUUUAAGAGAAGCUCCAUUCCUAGAGAUGUAUCAUUACUUUAGGACUCUUUAGUCAUAUAUUUGUAAGAUGAUAGAUGAUAUUCUCAGACAAGAUUUGUUUUAUUUGUAAUAAAGGAUGCAGAAAAGCCAGAGGUAGAUACAGGACCAAUUAUACUGAACCUUUUGCUUAGUAAACAGUUGAAUCAA
Molecule: messenger RNA, 2224 nt
Organism: Oryctolagus cuniculus (rabbit)
Lineage: Eukaryota; Metazoa; Chordata; Mammalia; Lagomorpha; Leporidae
Gene: MAPKAPK5
Product: MAPK activated protein kinase 5
Biological process (GO): protein phosphorylation
Molecular function (GO): ATP binding; protein kinase activity
Source: RefSeq, a predicted model, not a curated record